This is a messenger RNA of Paramecium octaurelia, 627 nucleotides long. The record is from the annotation of a GenBank genome assembly. NCBI's taxonomy places the organism in Eukaryota, Ciliophora, Oligohymenophorea, Peniculida, Parameciidae.
AUGUAAGAUGCAAAGGCAAGUGAGGAAUUUGUAUAAAACGAAUAGGAAUUCAAAUACAUUAGUGAAUAAGUGAAAUAGAAGUUAAGAAAAGGAGAGUAUAGUACAGAUGAAUUUUAUAAGAAAAACGUGGAUGAAUUAAGAAGAUGUGUAAAUUCUAAAGAUAAAAAUAGGUGAAAAUGAUGGAAACGGAAGCUUAAAUGACUUCAACUCAUUCUAAAAAAAUAUUAUAGAACAAGAUCUUAUAAUAUAAGAAGCAAUUAGAUGUGAUUGAAGAAAGCAUAAAUGAAUUAUUGAUAAAGCAAAAGAAGACAGAUAAUUUAAAAGGAAACCUGUUUGAGAACGACUUAAUCAUAGAAGAGAUUGAUAGAUUAACUUAGGAGACUGAAUAAAUUGCCUUAAAUGUGGACUCUAAAAUGAAUGCAGGAACUUUGGCAUUGCAAUAAUCAAAAUUUAAAGUAUGAUUUAAAAAUGAAAUAGAAAUAAGACUUGAAGUCAAAUCUAAGGAAGAGUGAUUUUACAAUUUAGAUGAUGAACAACAAGAUAACAUUGGAUAAAGCAUCAUUAUUGGUUAUUAUAAUCUUGUUGGGAAUCAUAGACAUAUUUGCUAUUUACAAAAAGUUUCUAUGA